Microsporum canis CBS 113480 is the source of this 228-nucleotide messenger RNA. RefSeq lists its product as hypothetical. The coding region runs from base 1 to 228 and encodes 75 amino acids. Lineage: Eukaryota; Fungi; Ascomycota; Eurotiomycetes; Onygenales; Arthrodermataceae. The transcript is spliced from 3 exons. The record is from RefSeq and is a predicted model, not a curated record.
AUGCCUCAGUACAGACAAGGACAGAAUGUGCGCUACAAGCCUGUUGGUGGCCCUGAUUCAAACACGUCAGAGAGCAUCGGCUGUAUUAUGUCCGUCCUGACUGAACCAGGAACUCAGGCAGGCCGCAAUGUUGAUGCUAGCAAAUCCAACCCCCGUUAUGAGGUGGAGAAUCAAAACACUGGGAAGUCGACCACUAUCUAUGAGGCGAACAUCUUGGAAUCUGUUUAA